AUGGUUCCUAAAAUGUAUUGUAUCUUCCUUCUAUUCGUUUCUGUGUUUCUUGCUUCAUCAGCCUAUAAAGUAAGCCCACCAGCUAACUUUACAUGGCCUACAAACUCAAAAAAAAUUUGUUUUGUUGGUCGCUUUGAUCUUGUGCUGAAUGUUGACUAUAUACAAACUAGUGGUGAAAAAGUUUCAGUUAAAGUACCAUUGAAUAAUGAUACAUAUGAAUCAUACCGUGUAUCGUGUUCAGCACCUGCUAAUAUUCAUGAAUUAACAGUAUCAAUGUUAGAUGGUUUUACAGAAAUAAUAUUAGAUUUUACUGUUGACAGUAAAAAUAUGACAUCGUUAUCACGAGUUUAUGGCUAUAUAACAUUCAAUGAUAAACAAACAUAUUUUAAAAAUUAUUCAGCUGGUUUAGAUGGUAUACAUAAAUUUUCAUCGAAUGAAUCUUUAUUUAUGAAUGCACGUGGUAGUUCGUAUAGAUGUAAUACAAAAACAGUAAUUCAAGGUUUUGAGAAACAUCAAAAUGUAACAGUUACAUCGAUCGACAUAGAAAAUCUACGUGUUGAACCAUUCCCUGAUGAUACAGCAGAAUUUAGUGAUUACAGUGUUGAAAAAGUGUGUGCAGCUGAUAUUGCUAAAAAUUCUAAUUUGAUUCCAAUUAUUGUUGGUGCUUGUCUUGCUGUUUUGGUUAUUAUUGUACUUGUUGCAUAUCUCAUUGGUCGUCGACGUAGUCGUAAUGGAUACCAAAGUGUUUAA
Molecule: messenger RNA, 750 nt
Organism: Rotaria socialis
Lineage: Eukaryota; Metazoa; Rotifera; Eurotatoria; Philodinida; Philodinidae
Source: the annotation of a GenBank genome assembly